Helicoverpa armigera (cotton bollworm) is the source of this 3068-nucleotide messenger RNA. RefSeq lists its product as uncharacterized. Bases 28 to 2955 code for a protein of 975 amino acids. The record is from RefSeq and is a predicted model, not a curated record. Lineage: Eukaryota; Metazoa; Arthropoda; Insecta; Lepidoptera; Noctuidae. The transcript has a single exon.
ACAACAUCAAUCGUGGCAUCAGACACGAUGGAGAAACUUGUAGCAGUAUCUGCUCUGGUAGCUCUUGCCAUCGCGGCCCCGUCUCACCUCGGGGACGGCUUGGCGCCUCAGGACUGGCAACCUCAAGGGUUGACUGCUUUAGCUGAUAUUCAGAGAGAAAAGAAGUCACCUUCGGAACCCAUCAACCCUGUUCAAAAUACUGGAAUCUCACAUGCAAGUGAUGUUCCAAGUGUUCACCCUGAAACCGGAUCAACGCUGCCUACCGGAAGAAGUUUAACUUUGAAGAAGCCGCUGAUUGUAAAGAAGACAUACGGAUACAAAGUAUUCCGCGACUCUGAAGAAGAAAAAGCUCUGGCAGACUCUAAUGAAACAUGUGGGCGUCAAGUCAAGGUCAAACUCUGUGACGGUGAAGGAAAUAUGAGAACUACACUGAAAGGCUCUACUCCUGACGGCACCCACAUCCACAAGACAGAAGAUGAUGUGAAGCACAGUAUCAGAAUGGCCAAGGAAGCUGUGGAGAACCUACAAAGAGAUCUGAAGAAAAUGGAACUCAAAAGUUCCAUGAAAAUGGCACAUGAAUCGCAAUCCGACACUGAAUUGCAUGAAGAUAUUGAAGUAGCGAGACAAGCUCUGAAACAUAUCCAUGAAAACUUUGGUAACUUAGAAUCCAUGAGUUUACAUGCUACUUCAGCAAGGGACUCUGAUGCUGUUCAUGAUAUUCACGUCACGAUAGCAAAAACAGAAGAAGAGAGGAUAGCGCAGUGGAAAGAAGCUGUCGCCAACAUUCAAAAGAAUGUUGAGAUAGCCAGAAAUAUUGAAGAAAGCUUCAAAGAUGCUAGCAACCAGGAGAGUUUUUUGCACUUGGAUCAAUCAGAAAAUGCAUCUAUGAAAACUGACAAGCACAUUGAAGAAAGUAGUCAGUCACAUGUGGUAUCAACCGAGGUAAACCAUAUGCGUCUUGCACAUGAUACCGUGAUGAAUCAUCACCUUGAACAUGAAGCUAAUGACGAGAAGCUAUUGAACAAGGCUACCGAUGAAACUCAUGAGAUUGAACAUAUUGCUAGUGAAAAACUUAGUUCCGAAGAUAACAUGAAUAUGUCCCCUUCUGACAUGAUUCAGGUGAAUUUAGAUAACAUGAAAACUCAAGAACCUUUAAGAAGUGAAAGCCAUAAAAUUCAUGAUCAAGAAAAGAGCGCUGAUACAAAACUAGAACUCAACGUGAAAAACGACAAGAACGACUUAGUACAUGAAGAAACUGCUGCUGAUCAUCAUCAUCAUGAUGGCAAGACCUCAGAACUAAUUGAAGAUAUGACAACAGGACAAUCUGAACACCAUAUAAUGCAAGUACCAGCUACAAAACCAGUUAUGGAAGGAACUCAAAUCAAAUUGGAUGAAGAAAAAGUCACCACGUUUAAAACAUCGGAAAAUAUUCCUGAAACUUCUAUAACUUCAAGCGGUGUUGUUAAACCCUUCACUACAGACAUUCUUGAGGAACAAAAAGUGAUUGAUGGAAAAAUGGAACAUCACCAUGAACAGCAAAAAAAUGCUGAUGACAUGGCAGCUACUGAUGACAUGAUUGAUUUUUUGGCAAAAUCUGCGACCCCAUUACAUCACGACAACAUUGAAAAUGCGGAGAUUAUGAAAGAACACGCUACCCCGGAAAACAAUGACUUCAAACACCUUGACAACGCACCUAAAUCAGCAGAACACAAAGAAUUCCACAGUUUUGGCAAGCAAACUGAAAAUCUUAUGCUGUUAAAAUCUGCCGAUGAUAUUUCACUUUCUGGUCCACAAAACCAGCACAUGACUCAACACGCGCAGUUGUCUCACAUUGAAGGUCACCCGUCAAUGAAAGAAGCGGAAGAGCAUUUGCAUCACUUGCAACAUAUUAACACUGGAAUCUUAGCAGACGACAACAGACAUUUGGAUGAACCUACAAUGAAAGCUGCCGACAAUUUCGACAAGACCUGGGCAAUGAAGCCAAAGCAAGCCAUUCACAGCUCGCUGCAUGCAUUCAAACAGCUUGAAAACGCACCUAAAUCAGCAGAUCACAGAGAAUUCCACCACUUUGCGAAGCAAAAUGAAAAUCUUAUGUUGCCAAAAUCUGCCGACCAUGGUUUGCUUCCUGAUCUCCAGAAACAGCACGCGCCCUUGUCUCACAUUGAAAGUCACGCGUCAAUGAAAGCAGCAGAACACAUGCAUCACUUGCAGCAUGUGAACACUGGACUCAUGGCUCAUGAAAAUAGACGUUUGGAUCAUUUGCCUUCAAUGAGAGCUGACAAUUUUGAUCAGGAACUUGAGAUGACUCGUGGACUGCCGCAUGGUCAUGGUAUCAUCACCGAAAAUACUAUGGAUCAUAUGAGGAACUCGCACCUGGUUGGACACAGUCAGAUCCCGAGCAAAAUGGGACUUGCUCACGACUUUGAAUUAGCAAGCCACGUUCAACCUCAUCUUCACCACCCUGGAAGAUUCCCGCAAAACUCAAUGAUGCACUCAUCUAUGCACGAGAUGACCGGUAUGGGAAGUGCUAUGCACCCUCAUUUUCACCCUAGCAUGAGGGAAGCUAGCGCAAUGGAAGGUUUCGCGUCUGACCACAUGUUCCGUUGGAAGCCCACUCACGAAUCUGCUAGAGGUGCCUACGGUUCAGGUUUGUCCGGUUCCAUCGGCUCUUCUGGUGCAGUUGGGGUGUUCCCGAACGCAAACACUGGAGGGUGCGCCAUCCCGUUGUUGCUGAGUUGCUCACCGUCAGUGGUGUCGGGAAGCUUGGCUAAGGCCACCUCAGCGUCAGCCGGUCCAUCGUCUUACAGCGCCCCCUCUUACCGAGCAGAAGAGGACUUCAUGUUCCACAACAAGCGUGAUGUCAAGAACACAAACGAUGUGAGAACUACAACCGCCAUGCGCACACCAACUACUCUUAAACAGAAGACCACACAGACGGUGGAAAAACAGUUGUGAUGCAACGUAAAGCCUUGGAUAGCAACGAAUAUGGAGAAUGAUGACUUUUUUAUACUUAUUUAUUAUACUUUUGUACUUAUGUUUAUAAAACAUCACAAAAUUAAAGCAUUUUC